This is a messenger RNA of Rattus norvegicus (Norway rat), 3490 nucleotides long. NCBI's taxonomy places the organism in Eukaryota, Metazoa, Chordata, Mammalia, Rodentia, Muridae. The record is from RefSeq and is a predicted model, not a curated record.
GCCCCGCGGGUCCGCCGAGUCCAGCGAUACAACACUUCCGACUCGGAACUGCGCACGUGCAUCUGUCGCUCGGUGCAGACGGCUGGGCAACCCGGCAACAUGUCGCAGUUACAGAUGAAACUCCUGCGCAAGAAGAUCGAAAAGCGGAACGCCAAGCUGCGGCAACGGAACCUGAAGCUGCAAGAAGCAUCAGACAGGAGCCUGUCACAGCCUGAAAAUGGAGAUGUGCCUGAAGAACUAGGAAAAGGUGGAAAAGCUAAAAAGGCCCUGAAGCAUUCUGUGACUGCAGGCUCAGCAGAAGCACAAAGUAGAGGCGUGCCCGAGGAGACUGUGGAAAAUGCCAAAGUUAAAAAGUCACCCCAAAAACUUACCAUUUUAACCAAUGGAGAAGCAGCAGCAAUGCCAUCUACAGAUCCAGAACUAAAGAAGAAAAAGAAGAAGAAGAGGAAAAUUGGAAAUGACACUGAGCCUGAUCCCAAAAAAGCAAAAACUGAAGAAGGCACGGAGGCUCGUGAGGAACCAGAAGGGGCUGGUGAGGAACCAGAAGGGGCUGGUGAGGAACCAGAAGAUGGUGUGAAGGAGGCAGAUGACAGUGAGGUGCCCAGUCUGCCGUUGGGAGUGACAGGUGCUUUCGAGGACACUUCGUUUGCUUCCUUGUCUAAUCUCGUCAAUGAGAACACCCUGAAGGCCAUAGAAGAAAUGGGCUUCAAGCACAUGACAGAGAUCCAGCAUAAAAGUAUCAGGCCACUUCUGGAAGGCAGGGAUCUUCUGGCGGCUGCGAAAACCGGCAGCGGCAAGACCCUUGCUUUCCUCAUCCCUGUGAUCGAGCUCAUUGUCAAAUUGAAGUUCAUGCCCAGGAAUGGAACAGGAGUCCUGAUUCUCUCUCCUACCAGAGAACUGGCCAUGCAGACCUUUGGUGUGCUUAAGGAACUGAUGACACACCACGUUCACACGUACGGGCUGAUCAUGGGUGGCAGUAACAGGUCUGCUGAGGUACAGAAGCUUCUCAAUGGGAUCAACAUCGUCGUGGCCACCCCAGGCCGGCUCCUAGACCACAUGCAGAACACACCAGGGUUUAUGUACAAGAACCUGCAGUGUCUGGUUAUCGAUGAGGCCGACCGUAUCUUGGAUGUUGGGUUUGAAGAAGAAUUAAAGCAGAUCAUUAAACUUUUGCCAGCACGUAGGCAAACCAUGCUCUUCUCUGCCACACAAACUCGAAAAGUUGAAGACUUGGCAAGAAUUUCCCUGAAAAAAGAGCCAUUGUACGUGGGUGUUGACGACGACAAAGAGGUUGCCACAGUGGAUGGCCUUGAGCAGGGGUAUGUUGUCUGUCCCUCUGAGAAGAGGUUCCUUCUGCUUUUCACAUUCCUUAAGAAGAACCGGAAGAAGAAAGUGAUGGUCUUCUUUUCCUCCUGUAUGUCUGUGAAAUACCACUAUGAGCUGCUGAACUACAUUGACCUGCCUGUCUUAGCCAUCCAUGGAAAGCAAAAGCAAAAUAAGCGAACAACCACGUUCUUCCAAUUCUGCAACGCAGAUUCGGGAAUACUGCUGUGCACUGAUGUGGCGGCCAGAGGGCUGGACAUCCCUGAAGUGGACUGGAUUGUUCAGUACGAUCCUCCCGAUGACCCCAAGGAGUACAUUCAUCGGGUCGGCAGAACAGCCCGAGGCCUGAAUGGAAGAGGGCACGCCCUGCUCAUCUUGCGCCCUGAAGAGCUGGGUUUCCUUCGGUACUUGAAACAAUCCAAGGUUCCGUUGAAUCAGUUUGACUUCUCCUGGUCUAAGGUUUCUGAUAUUCAGUCUCAGCUGGAAAAACUGAUCGAAAAGAACUACUUUCUGCACAAGUCUGCCCAGGAAGCGUACAAGUCCUACAUACGGGCAUAUGACUCCCACUCUCUCAAGCAGAUCUUCAAUGUCAACAACUUAAAUUUGCCUCAAGUUGCUCUGUCUUUUGGUUUUAAGGUCCCUCCUUUUGUUGAUCUGAGUAUCCUUUGUGACGUUGUGCUGCAAUUAAGGGGCUUAGCAGAACUGUUGGGGCUUAACAGCAAGUCGGUGUGUCCCUCAGCUGCCAGCCAAAAGGCUCUGGUGUCCAUCCUGGCCAUUGUGUGUCUGCCUGCAGUAGCUAGAACAUGGGACUAGGAAGGAGUCAGCGUGAACUUGUCACUGGGGCGGGAAUUACCAGAAUAAGGCAGCUCAGGAUUUAAGUCACUGAAGAACUAAGAUUGGCUGGCAGGAUAGCUCAGUGGGCAAAAGUGUUUGUACAACAUGCCUGGCACCCAAGUUUGACCUGUAGGACUCAGGGUGGAAGGAGAGAACCAAACAUCCCUAGUAGUUGCGCUCUGACCUCCAUCGUGUGCUGUGGCACACAUGCCCUCAUGUAUACACACAGAAGAAUAUUAAAAAGACAGAAAUAGAACUUAGCGAGAGGCAGGUAGUUGUGUCUUCAAGGUAGAGGCACAGAGCGGUGGGAAGUAGUGCUGAAGAGAGGUGAGAGCUCUCAGACAGAGUUUUCUAGCCUCGUGUAGCCACCAGAGGGUUACCUGUGCAGAAAUGGCCACAGAAAUCAAAGCUGAGCCCUGGUCUAGGACCUCCCAGUUGCUUCCAUUGCAGUUUGGUGUGUGUGCACAGAUGUGCUUGAGUAGCAACCGUAUUUUCAGAAGAAAGAAUCAGAUAGGAAGACUGCUUUUCAAUGCUACUGUAGUAACUCCUGAGGGGAUUCCAAGACCAGAUUGACGAGCUUCUUCACGCUAGACCUUGUGAGCGUCUGCUGUAAUAAGAGUUGGAUUGUAUGAGAAAGAAUCGCAGAUAGCUCUUGGGCCUCUCUGGUCUCAGCAGACUUGAAAGGCGUGUGCAGCGACAAGUGCUCAGUUGACCUCAGACUCGGUUAUUCUACGCUGUUGUGAUUAUAGUGUGCUGCCUCAUGCGGCCACCACAGUUGACUUGAGCGUCAUUGCUGUUCAUUUUGGUGUUCAAGCUUAUUGUUGCUCCUAGUCUUGUGCAGGUUCAUUGCACAGCUCAUACACACACACGCACACACACACACACAUGUGCACGCGCGGACACACACAUACCAUCUCCGUUGGUCAAGGGGAGUGCGGCACAGGGGCAGUGCUGGGCAUAUUGAGCUUUUCUCUGACACAGCUUGUACCCUUUGUUGCUUGGCUUCCUUAACAUUCUCCUGUAGAUGUGAGCAGCCACGACGGCAAGCUUAAAAAGAGAGGUGGUGGUGGGGGAUUCGGCUACCAGAAAACAAAGAAAGUGGAGAAGUCCAAGAUCUUUAAACACAUCAGUAAGAAGCCAGCAGACCGCAGGCAGUUCUCUCACUGAGGCGAUCUGCCUUCUGCCUGGACUGACUUUGCCCAACUUCCUCCUCCUCCACCCCUGCUCCCCAGUACUCUUUAAAAAGGAACGUUUAUCACAUUUAGAAUCUUUUUGUCUUUACUAUGAUAAUAUUUUAUUUUUAAAUACUUCCAUAAAACAAAUUUUAUCAUUG